This is a messenger RNA of Colius striatus (speckled mousebird), 4145 nucleotides long. RefSeq names its product transmembrane protein 237 (gene TMEM237). The annotation marks the transcript as partial. NCBI's taxonomy places the organism in Eukaryota, Metazoa, Chordata, Aves, Coliiformes, Coliidae. Gene Ontology annotation, cellular component: ciliary transition zone. The record is from RefSeq and is a predicted model, not a curated record. Gene Ontology annotation, biological process: cilium assembly. The transcript is spliced from 11 exons.
CUUCCUCACACAGCUGAUGAAAUUCCACUUGGUCGUCCGAAAAAAAGGAAACCCAAAGGAAACACUCCUCUAGAUGGGAUCGUCCAAGCAGCAGUUCGUCGUCAGUCUGAAAGCAGUGAGCCCCUAACUCCUGAGCUUCGUGAUGUCCCUCCUCAGAGGAAACGCAAGAAGAAGAAAGUACCUACUGAUUCUGAGACCUCUUUUACCCAGCAAAAUGUUGCAUCCCUGUUUCAGAAUGGAAAUGGCAUGGAUGUCCCUGAAGCUGAAGUGACUCGCAAACAGAGAAAAAGAACAAAGAAACCUCGGCCAGCUGAAAUGCACAGUUCCAAUGAGCUGGGAGUGGAGGAAGAAGACAUCGUGGAAGAUGAGCACCGAAAGAGCCUUGAUCAACAGCCUGUGUUUGCUGCUCCCAUGGGGAUCAGCCAGCCUGUUAGCAAAGUGUUUGUUGAAAAAAAUCGACGUUUUCAAGCAGCUGACCGUGCAGAAUUGAUUAAAACCACUGAAAAUAUCAGUGUACUUAUGGAUGUGAAGGCUUCUUGGACUACCAGAGAUGUUGCCCUCUCAGUGCACCGAAGUUUCAGGGUGAUUGGACUCUUUACCCAUGGCUUCCUUGCUGGAUACGCCAUAUGGAACAUCAUUGUUAUCUACAUUUUGGCAGGAAAUCAGCUUUCCACGGUUUCUAACCUGCUCGAGCAGUAUAAAGUACUAGCAUAUCCAGCUCAAUGUUUAUUCUAUUUGUUGCUCUCUAUCAGUACAGUCUCAGCCUUUGACAGGAUUGAUUUGGCAAAAGCAUCAGUUGCACUGAGGGGCUUUCUUACCCUAGAUCCAGCAGCAGUAGCUUCUUUCUUGUACUUUGCUGCUCUUAUCCUAUCCUUAAGCCAGCAGAUGACAUGUGACAGAAUUAACCUCUACACACCACCUUCAGAAAAUGGCAGCAUCUGGAUGGCAGGUACAGAAGAAGAAAUUGUUGAGCCAUGGAUUGUGGUGAAUCUUGUGGUGUCUAUUCUAGUUGGGACAAGUUGGAUCUUCUUAUCUUACCGACCAGACCUAGACCACAGUGAAGAACUGAUGUUUCAUGCUGAAAUUGAGGAAUUUCCUCAAGCAGAUAUCAGACCCAGAGUCCAGCCAUAGUGUGGAACAAGCCUCUGCAAAUACUGUAGCUGACUGAUGGCUCAACAUGUUGUGUAUUAUAGCCAUGUAUUAUAACUUUCAUGAAGGAAAAAAAUAUUUUUAUAUUUUAUAUAUUUGAAUUUGACUUUUUAUGUAUGCUACAAUUUCCAAAUGCAAUUGAAAACUUUUAUACUCUUGCUUUUUAUUUUACAAAGUAGAUUAUCUCUACUGCAUAAAGUCAAGGUGAUUUUGUAAAUAUUGCUACAUAUAUAGCCAAACAAACUAGAUGGAUGCAGAAGAUUGGGUAUUCACUGCUUUUUCGACUGCUGUACAGUCUUCAACAACCUGUUUUUGUUACUAAUGCCGAUAGCAGUUGGCUUACCCGAUUUGGCUAAAUAUUCUCCAGAGAUGAAAACAAAUCUCAUAAAGAAAGUAGUCUAAAGAAGAUUAUAACAAAACAGAGUUAGGAAACAUAAAACCCACAAAGUUAGUAAGCAUGAAAUAAUCUUGGUUUAGUUGUCAUUAAAAGGAUUUGCUAGAAUAAGGGAUUGGAUCAACAGGGAUUUUGUUUAAUGAUUCCUUAAAAAAGGCUGUUUUAUUUUUCUUCAUCAUCGUUUAGUACUGACAAAGAUCUUGAUGACAAGUUCUUUCAAGUUGAUGUAGAUAUAAAAAACUGAAGUUUUAAUGUUGCAACACUUUGAUCGGCUAAUGAAUACCAACAUGACACAUGUACAUCCUAUGAUUUCUUGACAGUCAGGACACAUAACUAUUACAAAGCCAUUCUCAGGAAUAGUUUUCCAAUUUCUACUUAUCUGGUGUGGCAAGAGCACUAGCAUUAUUCACUGCUCUUUGUAAAGAAACUUGGGUUUCACAGAUAUUAAAAAUAUUCCCACUUCAGCCUAUUUUGAUGGAGAUUGGUUCCCCAAAAGGAGUUUUGUUCUUUGAAACUUUUUCCCUAAAGUACAAGAAAAUUUUUGCUAAAGCAAAAGAAAAAGUCUACAGCAAUCCAGAUUCUAUGUAGUGAUAUAGCAGUAAUAGUGGCAGUUGGUUGGUUUUGAUGAUGAUAGCCAACAUUCAUUUUCUUUUAUGAUAAAGUGGCACAAGGAAAGCAUGGCAGAUGUGAAUAAAUGCAGAUAUAUUUCAGGAUGAAACAGUCUCUGUAGUACAGACAAGAGCUAGUUUGAAAUCCCAUUUUUCAAGAAAGUAUCACCCAAACAUAUUUGUGGAUGUUAUUUAAAAUGUAUUGAUUUUUCAUUGUUUUAUUUAAUGUGUUUGUGUUUGUAAAGGGUGUGCAGUUGUCAAAGUUCUCUGGAGACUUAAUUCACUUUCUGGUAGUGAAGAGUAGCCAGAUAAAUGAGUUGGAGGAGGAGGAUGUUACAAAGCCAGUAACUUUCUAUGUUGUUACCCGAGUUGCUUUACACUGACAGGAACGUACAUAACUAGGGCUUACCACUUGAGGACUUGAGCUCUGUUAUGCCCAUCCAGCAAAUUUAAGUAAUUAAAAAAUUCGGUGUCCAUGACAUUUUUAAAUGCUGUGGUAAUCUUGGAAUGAGGAGCAGGCAUGGGGAGUUCUACCAGAAUGAAAAAAUGUCUGGCAGCUGCUGGUUGCAUUCUGGGAUGCAGACUCUCACUUCAUUGUGUGAAGGUGCUUUUAUUUUAACCUUUCUUGUAAAUUGUGAUGGCUAUUGUGUAUGUAUUUUUUCAAAAGUGUAGAGCUAAAUUGUGGUUGGCACUGCAUUAUACAUUAAAAUGAAGAUAUUCUUGUCAGGAUUUGGCUGUAGGAGAUGGAGGAUGAGGCCCUUACUUAGCAUUUCUAUGUGAGUUGCCACCACACUUCCUCCAGAUGUGGUGUGUUUGAUUUACAGAACUGUUGAGCUUUUGAAGAUGAGAUUAAUCACAGAAUCUUAAGGGUUGGAAGGGACUUUGAAAGAUCAUCCAGUCCAACCUCCCUGCCAGAGCAGGGCCACCUAGAGUAGGUCACACAGGAACUCGUCCAGGUGGGUUUUGAAUGUCUCCAGAGAAGGAGACUCCACAACCCAUCUGGGCAGCCUGUUCCAGUGCUCUGUCACCCUCACAGUGAAGAAAUUUUCCUUAUGUUUCUUUGGAACCUCUUAUGUUCCAGCUUGUACCCAUUGCUCCUCAUCCCAUCAUUGGACAUCACCGAGAAUAGCCUGGCUCCAUCCCCCCAAUGGCUUCUCUUUGCUGUUCGACAUUUCUCUCAUUUUGGCAUUGUAAGUAGUAUAAUUUUGCCCACAAAGUAUGGCACUCAGGCAAAACUGUGUUAAGGCAUCACAUGAGUACAGGAAAAAACUUGAACAUCAUUGCUUGAUUUCUGACUAUUAUUACUAGGAACUGAUCUUCCAAGUGUCCCUUAGACAAAGGUUCCCCAGCCAAGAGCCAGAUUCAUUCUCAUUGUGAAAUACAGUAGUUUGUUUAGAUGGUUGAGCAGGAACUAAAUUAAUGAGCUUAACUGAAUCAGUAUUUCAAGCCAGGCUUGCCUUUCCAGUGUGUAUUUUUGUGAAGGUUGGAGUAUAUGCAUAUUUAAGUUAAUGAGAUUUGAAGUUGCCAUUUAAGUCACACUUAAUAAACAAUUUGAUGGCUACUUACCUAUUUUACAAAGUACUUUUCAUUGCACUAAGCCUCACAAUAGAAUAUGAGUUUAACAGAGCUUUUUGUUUAAUUACUUGGAAAGUUUUAGAACAAGUUUACAGAAUAGAUGUUUCAUUACAGAACAUGUAAUAUCUGUAGAAGCCUUAACUGAAAUGCCUUCUUGUGUUCCUAUAUCACUGUUUUUAACACAGUAUUUUUGUGUUAAUGAAAAAAAUUAUGAAGAUGUUAGUGCCAAUUUCUUGUUUUUACAUAUGUGAAACAAUUAAACAACUGCUCUAAACUAGUUAGAAGUGAUUGCAACUGCUUUGUCUUGUUCCCAAAUGAUUAGUCUGUUUAAAAUAAAUCAGUCUGUCUUAUUUUUACCCAUGCUAAUAUGUGUAAUAUACAAUAGUGAACAGAUGCUUAUGGGAAAACAUUUUUUUUAU